UUAGGAUGAAGCCGCUUAAUUAUCUGUGGGAGUGGAUCUCUCCUACAAUAUAUGAAAGGAGACACGGGUAGAGACUAGAGAGAGAGAGAGAGAGAGAGCGAGAGAGAGAAGAACAGGAGAUCAUCCACGUAGAGCUGAAGGAGUCCAAAGAAUAAAGCUCCACGUACUCUGCAGCUACUUGCUAGAUCUCCAUCAUAUAUACUAGUUGAAGCAGUACUCAUCUCUUCUUAAUCUGUAACUCUUUAUUAAUUAACGCCCAUCGAUCUGAAGCAUUCUUUCAUGGGCCGGACCGGCACUCUGAGGAUCGCGAGCUUCUGUCUCAAUCGGGUGGCGACCCGGGUCCGGUUGCGCACCCGACGGUCCAAUCUGAAACCCAAUAUUAACCCUGCAGCAGUUGAUCAUGCAGCCGCGCACAGCUCGUACUCCUUCAGUAGCAAUAACAGCAAUAAUAGUGUAGCAAAGCCGGCUGCCGGACGGAGGAUCAUGGUUGCAGGAGCGGGCUCGAGAGCGGAGGCGAAGGCAGCUCUUGAGUGGGCCCUUUCUCAUGCCGUGCAGGGCGGCGACACGGUUGUGCUUCUCGACGUCCUGAAGCUGUCGAAACAUGGCAAUCAUAGUCCCCGUGCAACAACAGUCGGUUCGAGGGGCUUUAAGCAUCUCCGUGCCUUGAGAAGUAUUUGCCAAACAAGAAGACCAGAGGUCAAAGUAGAGAUCUCUUUGGUGGAAGGGAAAGAGCGAGGACCAGCGAUCGUCGAGGAGGCGAGGAAACGAGGCAUCUCUCUUCUAGUCUUGGGGCAGAAGAAGAAGCGAGCGGCGACGUGGCAGCUGCUGCUGAUGAUGUGGGCCAGCAAACUGAUGCGCGGAAGAAGCGGCGGAGUGGCAGAGUACUGCAUACAGAAUGCUUCAUGCAUGACUCUGGCAGUGAGGAGGAAGGGAAGGAAUUCUGGGGGCUACUUGAUCACUAGCAGGCGCCACAAAGAUUUCUGGCUUCUAGCUUAGGCUAGCCAUCACCAUUUUCGGCUUAAUUUUAAUUGGAUUAUUUCUAGUGUAUGUAGAUAAGAAAGUCUAAAAAGGACUCAAAAUGUACUCGCUAAUGCAUGCAUUUGUUGAUUUGGUAACUGUUAAUAAGGUUAGUAUAUUCUUCUUCUUUAAUUUGUGAGAACGAGAGGGAAGAGGCCCAACAUGGCAACACCUACUUAUGUAACAAGUGUAAAUAAGAAGCUAGAAUUAAUCACCCAAUGCUGUUACUAUGGCUCACAAGAUGUGGAAUAUGUGGGUCGAUCGGGUUCUUACUCGGAAGGUACUCACGAAGGUAAUAAUGCAGAACGUACUUACGUUCUCUACUCUAUUAUUAAAACACACUCUGGACCAGAGCGAGAGAGAGAGAGAGAGAGAGAAAGAGAGAGAAAGAGAGUAGGGGGGGCCUGAUGAAGGUAACGAUGGAGGAACAGAAGCUCAGAGACGAUGACGACGACGACGAUAUCGAAGAUGUCCUCAAGUCUAUACUGAAGAAGCUGUGCCAGGUGGUGCAUCUCUUGAAGAAACUCCUUGGCUUGGUUGAUAAGAUGGGCCUGGGCCUUCUCCUCCUGGCGGCACUCGCUCUCCUUUGGCUCUACUAUCGCAGCGCCAAAGCGAAGAAACAACGCUCGGAACUGAAGAUAGAAGCAUCGCCACAAGCUUCGUCCUCCGCUGCUGAUGAGGGAAGCAGGAAUUGGUUCUCUAAACUGAAACUUCAUUUGGAUCUAAGACCAUAAUCUAUAUAUAUAUAUGUUGCUUUUCAUAGAUGUGUCGUCUCCAUACUACGUUUUCAGAACGAAUCAAUCGGUGGUAUAUUAAUAUAAUAUUGUAUCAGCUGAUCUA
Molecule: messenger RNA, 1857 nt
Organism: Ananas comosus (pineapple)
Lineage: Eukaryota; Viridiplantae; Streptophyta; Magnoliopsida; Poales; Bromeliaceae
Product: universal stress protein PHOS32-like
Exons: 3
Coding region: 280-996 (238 amino acids)
Source: RefSeq, a predicted model, not a curated record